Molecule: messenger RNA, 1625 nt
Organism: Anolis sagrei ordinatus
Lineage: Eukaryota; Metazoa; Chordata; Lepidosauria; Squamata; Anolidae
Gene: WDR41
Product: WD repeat domain 41
Biological process (GO): regulation of autophagy
Cellular component (GO): lysosomal membrane
Molecular function (GO): protein binding
Source: RefSeq, a predicted model, not a curated record
GGCGAUCGAUUAAGCCGCGGAGGGAGGCUUUUCCUUUUGGUUUUGUCGCUGUGACCAGCAGGCGGAACUACGGAAGGGCGGGAGGGACAAACAGCCAGCGUCACGUGACCGAGAGGGCUGAGGGCUAGUGCUUCGCGAUGCUGCGUUGGUUGAUAGGCGGGGGACGCGAGCCUCAGGGCCUGGCCGAGAAAUCUGUGCAGCCCAUUGGUGAAGAGCAGACACAGAAUCCUUAUACGGAGCUCCUUGUAUUGAAAGGUCAUCAUGACAUAGUGCGAUUUUUAGUGGCAAUAGAUGAUUAUAGGUUUGCAUCUGCUGGUGAUGAUGGAAUUGUGUGCUUGUGGAAUGCUCAGACUGGAGAGAAACUGUUUGAGCUACAGGCGCACACACAAAAAAUUACAGCCCUUGCAGCUUUUCCUUUGUCAGAUACUUGUGAAGAAAAAUGUCACAUGAUUUUGACAGCAGCUGCUGAUAGGACCGUUAUAAUAUGGGAUUGUGACAAUGGCAGGCAAAUUCACAAAGUAUCCUGCUUCCAUUCUACUGUAAAGUGUUUGACAGUUCUUCACAGGCUGGAUGUAUGGCUGUCAGGAGGGAGCGAUCUUUGUGUUUGGAACCGAAAAUUAGAUCUCUUGUGUAAGACAAGCCAUCUUAUUGAUGCAGAUAUUACUUCUAUGAUUGAAUUACCAAAGAACUGUGUGGCAGCAGCUGUUGGCAAAGAAUUGAUAAUUUUUAGACUGAAAACUUCCAGAGAUGGAACUGAAUGGGAUGUCUUUGAAGUGAAACGCCUUAUUGACCAUCAGGACAGUAUUGUGUCAUUAGUCAGUGUUAGUGAAGUGAUGUUUGCCACUGGUUCCCAUGUGGGAGAGCUGAUCGUAUGGGAUUCAGUGGAUUGGACCAUGCAAGCUUAUGAAUGCAAUUGGGAUACAUCUCUUCAUGCGGACCCACAACAAGAAAUAAAAUUAUCACACAGUCAAAGUGAAGUAUCAGUUCAACAUUUAGCUUCUGAUGAGGAGUGUGUCUUUGCUGCUGUUGGAAAGGGCAUAUACGUGUAUAACCUUCAGAUGAAGCGUGUGAUUGCCUUUCAGAAGACUGCUCAUGACUCCACCGUUCUACACAUUACAACAGUUCCAAACAGGCAGUUAAUCUCCUGUUCAGAAGAUGGCAGUGUUCGCAUAUGGGAAUUACGAGAGAAACAGCACCUCACAGCUGAGCCGGUUCCCUCAGGUUUUUUCAGUAUCUGGGGAUUUGGAAGGACAAACAAGCAAACCAGUCACAUAGCUAAGAAGGCACCCGAGAGCACCACUGUUUUCUCCUUGGAUCUUAUUGGGGAUUUGAUUGGCCAUUCUUCAGCUGUUCAGAUGUUCCUGUACUUCACCGAACAUGGUCUGGCAACCUGCUCUGCUGAUAACUUCAUCAUCUUGUGGAAAGAUGGAGAACGGGAAUCAAGAGUGCGCAGCUUAAUGUUAUUUCAUAAAUUGGAACAAACUGAAGAUUUGCAGCUUAGGAGUUAAAACUCCUUAAAUGUGAAUAACUGUGUGGAAGUAGGACUGAAAUGUGCUAUUUAUUUGUAAAAAGUUGUGUUUAAUUUUGUUCACCUUUUUUACAAUAAAUCCCUGCCAUUAAUUAUA